This is a messenger RNA of Acanthosepion pharaonis, 1074 nucleotides long. Lineage: Eukaryota; Metazoa; Mollusca; Cephalopoda; Sepiida; Sepiidae. The record is from the annotation of a GenBank genome assembly.
AUGAUUUUUUUAUUUCUUCUUCCUCUUCCUCCUCCUUUCUCUUUCCUUUUCCUCCUCCCUCUUCUUCUUCCUCCUUCUUCUUCCGCUUCUUCUUCCUCCUUCUUCGUCUUCUUUUUUCUCCUCCUUCUUUCUCCGACUACUACUACUACUAUUUCUUCUUCUUCUUCUUCUUCUUCUUCUUCUUCUUCUUCUUCUUAUUCUUCUUAUUCUUCUUCUUCUUCUUCUUCUUCUUCUUCACUUCUUUUCUUCUUCCUUCUUCUUCUUCUUCUUUUUCUCCUUCUUCCUUUCUUUCUUCUUCUUUUUCAUCUUUCUUCAUUUUUCUUCUACUUUUUCUUCUUCUUCUUCUGCCUCCUCCUUUUUUGUCCUUUUCUUCCUUCGUUUUUUUUUUCUUCUUCCCCUUUUCUUUUUUCCUUUUUCUUCUUCUUCAUAUUUUUCCUUUCUUUUUUUUUUCUUUCUACUUCCUCCUCCGUCGUCGUCUUCCUUCCUUCUUUUCUUUUCUUCUUUUCUUUUUCCUCCUCCGUCCUCCUUUUUUUUUUUCUUCUUCCUCUUUUUGUUUCUUUUUUCUUUUUCUUCCCUCCUUUUUCUUCUUCUUCAUCAUCUUUUUCCUUUCUACUUUUUUUUCUUCUUUCUACGCCUCCUCCUCCUCCGUCGUCGUCUUCUUCUUCUUCUUCUUCUUCUUCUUCUUCUUCUUCUUCUUCUUCUUCUUACGCCUCCUUCUUCUUCUGUCUCUUCUUCUUUCUCUUUCUUCUUCUUCUUUUCUUCUUCUUCUUCUUUCUUUCUUUUUCUUCCUACUUCUUGUUCCUUCUCCUUUUGCUGUUGUUUUUCUUCUUCCUCCUCCUCCUUCUUCCUUCUCCUCCUUCUUCUUACUCUUCCUUCUUCUUCCUCUUUCUUUUUCUUCCUCCUGCUCAUCCUUCUUCUUCUUCCUCUUUCUUCUUCCUUAAUCUUCCUCCCUCCUCCAUUUUCCUCCUCUUCCUCCUCCUCCUUCGUUUUCUUUUUUAUAGCCCACGACUUACCUUCUUUGUUUCAUAUCUUCCUCUUUUUUCCACAUUUCUCUCUCUUUCUGGUUCUGCCUGA